Coffea arabica (coffee) is the source of this 1671-nucleotide messenger RNA. The record is from RefSeq and is a predicted model, not a curated record. NCBI's taxonomy places the organism in Eukaryota, Viridiplantae, Streptophyta, Magnoliopsida, Gentianales, Rubiaceae.
AUGCCUGAUUCUUUUUAUCACCUUACAGAACUCAGCUGGCUCAUUCUAAAAAGGUUUUCUCAUUUAACAAAGUUGCAGAGCCUGAAAGAAUGUCAAAACCUUAUGGUUGUUGAUCUUUCUGGUGCUGCCUCCUUGCCGACUUUUCCAGAAAAGAACUUGAAAUCAUUGCCGAAACUUCAAACAUUAAAUCUUUCAAACUCCAAGAUCAAAUCUUUGCCUAUUUUUCAUGAAACUGGAGAGCUUACUCAUCUAUCAGUUAGCGGCUGUAGCAACAUGGAUAGAGUGCCCAGCAUUCGGUCUCUAACAAAUCUGCAAGUUCUUGAUCUUUCAUGGUCAACCAUAGUGGAGUUCCAGGACAAGUCAUUUCAAAAUAAUACAAGUCUGAAGAUCCUUGAUUUAUCUGGAACUGCUAUUCCUUCAUUACCUUUUAACAUCGGUAAACCCCGUGAGUUCUAUUUGAAAAAUUGCUCUGAGAUAAAAUACAUGAAUUGUGUUGAAUCUUCCGAAGAACUAGAGAUACUUGAUUUUUCAGGUGCCUGUAAUCUUGUAAAAAUUGAAGGAAAGUUCUUUGAACGUUUAGAAAAUCUCCGAGUUCUCAACCUGUCAGGAACAAAAGUCAAAGAUCUACCAUCCCUUUCUGCUCUCCACAACCUCCGUCAGCUGUUACUUUCAUGUUGUCUGAAUCUGGAGAAGUUGCCAAGGUUGGCUUCAAGCAAACUCGAAGAGCUCGAUCUAUCUGGCUGUAAGGCAAUGACAAUGAUAGAAGACAAAUCUUUUGAGCACCUACCUCGCCUUCGUCGGCUUGUCCUCUCUCAAACAAAGAUUGUACACUUACCAGAACUCAACUCCCUUUCAAAUCUUGAGGAGCUAAAUCUGAGUGGUGUUAAAUCAUUUACCGGAACUGAUUUCAUAGAGCACAUGAGUAAACUUCAGGUUCUAAACCUCUCCGAGACCUUGCUUAAAGAGCUACCUGCCUUAACGAAUCUCAAAAGCCUUGAGCAUCUGUUUUUGAGGGGCUGUGGACAACUAGAGGUUCUCCCUGUCUUGGAAGUACUUCACAACCUUGAGACUCUAGAUAUUUCUCAAACAGCACUGAGGCAACUGCCGUUUGUAGGAAGUUUGAGUAACCUGCAUAAACUGUUGCUCAGAGACUGUUCAAAAUUGGAAAACUUUAAAAACCACAAGCUGCUUGACAUGUCUGGAUUUGAAAAUCUCCCUUGUGGAAUCUCGAGAUUGACUCAGCUGCAACAUCUUGCUUUACCCAGUAUGAAGGAAGACAUCCAAGCAGCAGACACCAAUGAGGUAACUAGCUGGAAGCAAAAGCCUAGUGCAUCACAUUGGUCCUUCUCCGUUGUGGAUCGAACGGUACCAAACACUAGCAGAUCUUUACUUUCUUAUAACGGUUCACUAUUUCUUGAAUUUCUGGACAGCAAUCCUUCUGUAUUGGACUCAACCUCAAAUCAUUUCCAUCUCUUUGUUCAUCCUACUGAGGUGCAAAAUGGUGCAAGGGACAUGCUCUUUCACAGGGAUGAAUUGGUUUUCAGAGAUGUCUAUCUAUUAACUAGGCAUUGUUCUAAAUCUCAAGGCCGGUUAGUGGAGAUUCAUCAUCUGAGUGCUUUUUCCGAGGGCAUUGAGGAUGUACUUCAUGAUGCUGAGUAUAUAUUCUUUUGA